Messenger RNA from Zychaea mexicana, 782 nucleotides. RefSeq lists its product as uncharacterized. The record is from RefSeq and is a predicted model, not a curated record. Lineage: Eukaryota; Fungi; Mucoromycota; Mucoromycetes; Mucorales; Lichtheimiaceae. The transcript has 2 exons. Bases 130 to 591 code for a protein of 153 amino acids.
GGAACAUGGAAAAACGACAAGGCAAGGCGAAAAGGGGAUAGCAUCGGUGACCGAUAAGCACCGUAUUUGGCAAAGCCCCCUUUUUUCCGAAGGUACUGCUCUCCCCAGAGAAUUUUUUUUUACGAAACGAUGGCUUCUACAUCUCUUUCUCUCCUCCACUUCUUUUUCUUUUACUUACUACUCACUGCCAUUACAACACUCGACUUGCUUCGUUACUGUCUUACACACGCUCCUUCUUUAUCGAGCUUUGCCGCGUCUUGCAACCUUUUAAACAACACUCGAACAACACUCGAAUAUUGCGCAUCUCGCACAACAACCUUGGCCGCCCCUCGAUUGAGACGCAUCUCUUACAACGACUUGGUCUCUGCCCUCCAUUUGAUGUGCUGCUUUACUUUUCAUUUUCCUAGCAGCAAUCGAACCAUGCUAGGUCCAAAUUCUUUGUUUUUGUAUCGUUACUGUCGACUCUGUCUGGCAUCUCUCUUGCUUUGCUCCCACGAGGUACUUGGACAUUCGAUACACGUUUCAGAAAUGAGGGUGGCUAUUAUACUUUAUAUAUACGUUACUAAACAGCACAUUUUUCUUUUGUCGUAGUAUUGCCGCUCCCAGCUAUAGCUGUUUAUAGACCAUUGUACAAGCUCGCGAUCCAACGGACUGGCGUCAUGCUGUUUUGCACUAGGGGUAGGUUGACUGUGUUUGAUGGGUUAAUACGGUUGUUUGUAGCACUGUCCGUCCAUUGUCUAUCCGUGUCAAGAUGCUUCUGGUUUUGGAGAAGAUACUCUUUU